This is a messenger RNA of Blumeria graminis f. sp. triticale, 1875 nucleotides long. The record is from the annotation of a GenBank genome assembly. NCBI's taxonomy places the organism in Eukaryota, Fungi, Ascomycota, Leotiomycetes, Helotiales, Erysiphaceae.
AUGUCCGACUCCCUCAGAGUCACCGAGAAAGACAACAGCGAGUCAGAUAAUUCUGCAGCUCUGAGCAUAACAUAUUCACAGAAAUACGAAAAUGAGGCACCACCUGCUAAAAAGCAAAGUAUCUCACACAGCAACGCCCCCGAUGACACCAAACUCGAAAUUACAGAGGACAUGUGCUACGAAGAGCUUGGAUACUCCUUUCCCACAUGGAAGAAAUGGACUGUCUUAUCCGUUAUUUUCCUUGUACAAGUCUCUAUGAACUUCAAUACUAGCUUGUACUCCAACGCUAUCCCCGGUAUCAUGGAAGAGUUCAAAAUUAGUGCCCAAACCGCCAGGUGUGGUGCCAUGAUAUUUCUAGUAUUGUAUGCUUUUGGCUGUGAGCUAUGGGCGCCUUGGAGCGAAGAGUUAGGACGAAAGCCUAUCCUCCAGGCCAGUCUCUUCCUAGUUAAUGUCUGGCAACUGCCGGUAGCCUUGGCCCCCAAUUUUACAUCGAUCAUGGUCGGUCGAGCUCUUGGGGGAUUAUCUUCUGCUGGAGGCUCCGUUACCCUCGGUAUGAUCGCUGAUAUGUGGGAAACUGAAAAGCAACAAUACGCUGUCGCCUUUGUGGUCUUUUCAUCUGUUGGCGGCUCUAUUCUUGGUCCUAUUGUCGGUGGCUUUAGCGAGCAAUAUCUACACUGGAGAUGGUCAAUCUGGAUCCAACUCAUAUUUGGAGUAGUAGUUCAAAUUCUACAUCUUGUACUAGUCCCAGAGACUCGGACUACAGUUAUGAUGGACAGGAUUGCGAAGAAAAGACGUAAAAACGGGGAAAAUAUAUGGGGCCCAAAUGAGUUGAUCCCAUACAGGGAUCGCUUCUCGGCUUGGGAAAUUUUGAUUACAUGGGGUCGCCCAUUCAAAAUGUUUCUGACUGAACCGAUUGUGCUAGUACUCUCUCUUCUCAGCGGGUUCAGCGAUGCCCUUAUCUUCAUGUUUAUUCAAUCUUUUGCUCUUGUAUAUGGCCAAUGGGGGUUUAGUAGCGUUCAACUAGGACUAGCCUUCAUUCCCAUAGGCAUCGGCUAUCUAAUUGCCUGGAUUUCAUUCAUUCCUAUGAUUCGGCGUAAUAUUAAACAGCGUAAGGAAAAUCCAACUAAUGAGAGGAUACAGUUUGAGUCACGCCUUUGGUGGCUUCUAUACACUGCGCCCUGUCUUCCGAUUGGUCUAAUUGGUUUUGCGUGGACAAGCACGGGUCCACCCAUACACUGGAUCGGCUCUAUGGUCUUCAGCGCUACCGUUGGUAUUGCCAACUAUGCAAUCUACAUGGCAACUAUUGAUUACAUGAUUACUGCCUACGGUCCAUACUCGGCCUCUGCCACAGGCGGAAACGGCUGGGCACGUGACUUUCUUGCAGGUGUCCUGACCAUUCCUGCAACACCCUUUUUUGAGAAGAUUGGCUCCAACCCACUCGCCUACGCCUCGACAAUUCUAGCUUGCAUAUCAUUUCUCCUCGUUCUUGCUGUCUAUAUAAUAUAUUGGAAGGGACCUCAGCUUCGCCACCGCUCGCCAUUUGCUCAACAGCUUUCCGACGCUCGAUUUGAACAUGAUCCUCUGCACGCUUCCGUUUCUGAGCGACAGGCCACCCAUCAAGCCAAGGCUAUAUUACGCUCACAGCAAGACCUACGCAUCCGACAGGCACUAGGAAGUCGAGCUCCCAGCUUUGUCGCCAGCGGACACGCUAAAACCCCGAUGGCUAGUCGCGCUGCAAGUCGUGCUGCUAGCCCAACUGGCAUGAAACGGGUAGCUGGACGAAGCCGUAAGAACAGUUUGUCCGGAGAAGGAGUCAUCUCGGGGAUCCGCGGGCCUGGUCUUGAGCCUAAUCAUGGAGUUUCAAAAAAUCGGUAA